AUGGAGGCCGCCGCGGCCACGGCCACGUCGCUCCGCCCCUUCCGAGGAUCGCCCGUCAACGCCGCGAGGGCGGGCUGGCGGCGCGCGCCCUUGCGGCCGAGGCUCUCCGUGGUGGCGAGGCUGGAGGGGGGCCUGGGGAAGGGCGUGCCCACCACCAACUACGUCGUCCCGCUCGACAAGCCCACCGGGAUGACCCGCCCGCUCGUCGAGAUCCUCCGGGACCUCAACAAGCGCGUCCCCGACAAGAUCAUCGACCCCGACACCAACACCGUACCCUGGUAUCAUGCCAAUAGAAUGCUGAGUUUUUACGCACCAGGUUGGUGUGGUGAAGUUCGCGAUGUUAUUUAUUCUAACAAUGGAACUGUGACUGUGGUCUAUCGAGUGAUUCUGAAAGGAACCGAUGGAGAGGCUUUCCGAGACGCCACAGGCACAGCAAAGGUGCAUGAGGGGCGUAGCGACGACGCUGUCGCGGCUGCAGAGGAAACAGCCUUCAGCAAGGCCUGUGCACGGUUUGGUUUUGGCCUAUACCUGUACCACCAGGACGAGAUCCCAUAGGGAGGAUGCCAGCUUUCAGGCACGUUGGUGUAGGAACUCUCUGGGAGUUUGGAAUUUUUUUAGACUGCUGUGAAUCAUGCUUUCCCUGGGGCUUAUGCAAGAAGCCUGUAAAUUGUUCUUCUGUUACGGUCUCUGGUGGUCUCUGGUGUUAUCAGCCUCGCCUGCCAGAAUUCGUCCAGUUAUUAGAGAUAAAACAAAAGGAACAUUAAAGAUGUAUUUUUCCCGCUUACGUUUUGAUAGAAAAUUUCUUUUUUUCCUUUUACUUUUUGUUAGAAACUUUCUCUUGUAGUAACAGUCAAGCACAUUUUACCAGCCAAAUUGUACUUAUAGUUUCAAGACUUUUGUCCAUGUCUAAAAUCCUUUGAAAGACCGGAUGGAAUAUAUCACUUCUUAUAAA
Messenger RNA from Lolium rigidum, 952 nucleotides. RefSeq names its product DNA repair RAD52-like protein 2, chloroplastic. The coding region runs from base 1 to 555 and encodes 184 amino acids. Gene Ontology annotation, molecular function: DNA binding. The record is from RefSeq and is a predicted model, not a curated record. The transcript is spliced from 4 exons. Lineage: Eukaryota; Viridiplantae; Streptophyta; Magnoliopsida; Poales; Poaceae. Gene Ontology annotation, biological process: double-strand break repair via homologous recombination.